UGACAGGCGCAUGCGCAGUGUGGAUGUCAGCGGGUUGGUUGGGCUUGUGUUUACAGCUCGACUGGAUGCUGUUGGCUGCUGAUGUUCUGGGAGAGUGCAAUGUUGUGCCAACCGCCAUUGGAAUAAAUAUAACAGUGGGAAUAAAGGUGAUUUUGCUCAUCAUCUCCCACCACUUCCUCCUCCCGUCUUCCAUUCAUGAGCAGCGUGGCUGAGUUUAACAGCGGCAGCCAUGGAUGACAAGGGCUCGGUGGGGAAGAUUAGCGUAUCUUCGGACUCAGUGUCCACUCUCAACAGUGAGGACUUUGUCCUCGUGUCCCGGCUGGGGGACGAGACACCCUCCUCCACUAAUAAUGGUAGUGAUGACGAAAAGACAGGACUGAAGGUGAUUUCUGAGGAAGGGGUCAGCUUUAAGAUUGUGGGGAAUGGAAGUGAGCAGCAGCUCCAGAGGGAGUUAGAGGAUGUCCUCAUGGACCCGUCGGUAGCUGACACUGGGCUCGGACCGGAAACCGGAAUGGACAACCUUGGUGGGGGCGACCGUUGCCUCCUUCCCACUACAGCGUCACCUGUACCGCCAGGCUCUGACCCUCUGAGCGCACCGCCACCCAAGUUGGAGAUGGUGCUUCCUGUUCAGACGGCUCAGGAGAGUGAGCUGAAUGAGAGGUCGUACCGAGCAGAUGAAUCAUCAUCAGAGGGCAGUCCUAGCAGUCCCAUUCCAGACGAGGACAGCGUUGUGUUCAGCCAGCUGACUUAUCUGGGGUGUGCAUCGGUCAACGCCCCCCGCAGUGAGGUGGAGGCUCUCCGUAUGAUGAGUAUCCUCAGAGGGCAGUGCCAGCUACCCCUGGAUGUCACACUGUCUGUGCCAGGCGUUUCUGAGGGCACUGUCAGGUUGUUGGACCCCAACAAUGGUACAGAGAUUGCCAACUACCCUAUUUACAAGAUUCUGUUCUGUGUGCGGGGUCAUGAUGGCACACCAGAGAGCGACUGCUUUGCCUUCACCGAGAGCCACUACAAUGCUGAGAUCUUCAGGAUCCAUGUGUUCCGCUGCCAAAUCCAAGAGGCGGUCAGUAGGAUACUGUACAGCUUUGCCACAGCGUUUCGGCGGUCAGCUAAGAAGGCAGUUCUGUCAUCUCAGCAGGCUGCUCCGCUAACCCCUGACAGUGACUUGUUUACCUUCACCGUCAGCCUGGAGAUCAAGGAAGAUGACGGCAAGGGUACCUUCAGUGCUGUAGCAAAAGACAAGGACAAGCAGAGCUUCAAGCUGCGGGCAGGAAUGGACAAGAAAAUAGUCAUUUAUGUCCAGCAGACCUCCAAUAAGGAACUAGCCAUUGAGAGGUGUUUUGGUCUCUUGCUCAGCCCAGGGAAAAAUGUGAAGAACAGCGACAUGCACCUGCUGGACCUGGAGUCAAUGGGAAAGAGCUCCGACGGGAAGUCUUACAUCAUCACAGGAAGCUGGAACCCCAACACGCCUCAGUUUCAGGCUGUGAAUGAGGAAACGCCCAAAGAUAAAUUCAUGUACAUGACGACAGCAGUGGACCUGGUGAUUACAGAGGUAGAGGAGCCGGUCCGUUUCCUGCUGGAGACGAGGGUCAGAGUGUGCUCCCCAAAUGACAGACUGUUCUGGCCCUUCAGCAAGCGUAGCUACACUGAGACCUUCUACCUUAAACUACGCCAGAUGGAGCGUAAGGAGCGUAAGAGUCCUGCUUCUGACACACUUUAUGAGGUGGUGAGUUUGGAAAGCGAGACUGAGAGAGAGAAACGGAAGACCACGGCUAGUCCCGGCAUCCUGCCCACCGGGCCUGGUACCAUGGUUCCGUCACCACCUGAAGAUGAUGAGGAGGAAGAUAAUGAUGAGCCGUUGCUCAGUGGAUCAGGUGAUGUUUCCAAGGAGUGUGCUGAGAAGAUCCUGGAAACCUGGGGAGACUUGUUAUCCAAGUGGCAUAUGAACUUAUCAGUGCGUCCCAGGCAGCUGCCAGCCUUGGUGCGGAGUGGCAUCCCCGAGGCCCUUCGUGGGGAGGUGUGGCAGCUCCUGGCAGGCUGCCAUAACAAUGAUCACCAGGUAGAGGAAUACCGCACUCUCAUUACAAAGGAGUCCCCCCAGGACAGUGCCAUCACCAGAGACAUUAACAGGACAUUCCCAGCUCAUGACUACUUCAAAGACACUGGAGGAGAUGGACAAGACUCCCUCUACAAGAUCUGCAAGGCUUACUCUGUUUACGAUGAGGAGAUUGGCUACUGCCAGGGACAGUCCUUCUUGGCUGCUGUGCUGCUGCUGCACAUGCCAGAGGAGCAAGCUUUCAGCGUGCUGGUCAAGAUCAUGUUUGAUUAUGGGCUCAGGGACCUUUUCAAGCAGAACUUUGAAGAUCUGCACUGCAAGUUCUUCCAGCUUGAGAGACUCAUGCAGGAAUACAUACCAGACCUUUACAACCAUUUCCUGAACGUGGGUCUGGAGGCUCACAUGUAUGCCUCUCAGUGGUUCCUCACCCUCUUCACAGCCAAGUUCCCUCUGUACAUGGUCUUCCAUAUCAUCGACCUGUUACUGUGUGAGGGCAUCAGUGUGAUCUUCAAUGUAGCCUUGGCACUUCUGAAGACAUCAAAAGACGAUCUGAUCCAGGCAGACUUUGAGGGUGCACUCAAAUUCUUUCGUGUCCCAGUUCCAAAGAGGUACCGCUCUGAGGAAAAUGCAAAGAAACUGAUGGAACUGGCCUGUAGCAUGAAGAUCAGCCAGAAGAAGCUGAAGAAAUUUGAGAAGGAGUACCACACCAUCAGGGAGCAGCAGGAGCAGCAGGAGGCCCCCAUCGAGAGAUAUGAGCGGGAGAACCGUCGUUUGCAAGAGGCUAACAUGCGUUUGGAGCAGGAGAACGACGACCUGGCACACGAACUAGUCAGCAGCAAGAUAGCCCUGCGCAAAGACCUCGACAACGCUGAGGAAAAGGCAGAUGCCCUGAAUAAAGAGUUGCUGCUGACCAAACAGAAACUGGUGGACUCUGAGGACGAGAAGAGACGACUGGAGGAAGAGUCUGCACAGCUAAAGGAGAUGUGCAGACGAGAGCUUGAUAAGUCUGAAUCAGAGAUCAAGAAGAAUGGCUCCAUUAUUGGAGAAUAUAAGCAGAUCUGCUCCCAGCUGAGCGAACGACUGGAGAAACAGCAGACAGCCAACCGAGGAGAACUGGAGAAAAUCCGGUCCAAAGUGGAAGGCUGCGAGAAGUGCAGCAGUCUUUUCAACAAAGAAGGUCGUGUGCGAGCCACUGUGACCACGGCGCCCGCCGGAGGGACUGAGGAGACGGAUGAGGAGAAGGAAGGUUUGAAGAACCAGCUGAGAGAGAUGGAGCUGGAACUAGCCCAGACCAAACUGCAGCUGGUGGAGGCUGAGUGCAAAAUCCAGGACCUGGAGCACCACCUGGGUCUGGCUCUCAACGAGGUGCAGGCCGCCAAGAAGACCUGGUUCAAUCGAACACUCAGCUCCAUCAAAACCGUCACUGGGACCCAAGGCAAGGAGACCACCUAACCUGAUAACCCACCCACCUAGUCUUACCCAGACCAUGUCUGGAGCUCAGUGCAACUCACUGCUCUGAAACCUCUGGACGCCUAAACUUAACCCACUGGGCCAUAACUUUAACUUGAACAUUGACCGUUAAAACCCAGGACAACCAUUACUACAGACUGUGUUACUUAUUAAAAAGAAAAAGUCCUUGUGUCUCCCCGUUCCCUCGCCUACUGAUCUAAUCACCCCCACCCCAUUCUUCACCCACUUCACCCCGAAUGACUACAGCCGACCGUGCUGAUGAGAAGGGGUUGAAAUACAUAAGAUGAAGUACAAUGGUACCACUUCCCCACAGAGAAACAAUGUGCUUCCACCGGUCACAGAAAGAAAAGCAUCAAAAAAAAAAAAAAAGAGAGAGAAUUGCUUCAUUGAUUUCUGUCUUUGUACUGCUGAUAUUAAAGACUGGCAGAAGGAAGGUAGGACAUCUGGACUGUAACUGUCCUGACGGGAUAGAGAAGAAAACACUCCGUCCUUCCUUACUCUUCUGCGUGCUCCCCUCUAAACUACUGGCACAAACCAACCAGUCCCUGUAAAAUUUUUUGUUUUAGGUACAAGAGCUAAUAUACGCCUUUUCAAAACUGAGCUUUUUCUAAUUUACGUUGAACAAUACCUUUCUUUUUCUAUGUAUGUACAUGAAUGUGCUUAUGUAAAGAGGAUGUGUGUGUAUGUGUGUGCGUGUGUGUGUAAGUGAGCAUGUUUUUUGUUUAUUUUCUUGUUUUGUGUUGACUGUGAGGUGUAUGUGUUCAUGUGUGUGACUGAAAAAAAAAACGUGUUUGAAUGCAUAAAUAAUUGACUGAAAUAACGUUAAAGCUGUGUGCAAAAGCGAAAGAGAAAUAGAGCGUGUGGAAGUCCAAGGGAAAGAAAAAGCACUAAGGUUAUGAGUGUGUGCAUGCAUGUAAAGGAAAAACAUAUUUUCCUGUUUGUCUAGUUUCCUUAAAUGUCCAAAUGUGUAUAUGAAUGAUGCUAAAGAGAAGUUUGCUGACAAAGCCUUGAUCUGAAGGUUGAUAAAGAUGAUACUAGUAGAUAUGAAUAUGUAAUUUACAGUAAACACAGAAUCUUAAAAGCUGUUGUAAAGACAAACAGCAGCGUAACUUUCCUCACAUCAGAUUUCAGAUAUAAAACAUGCUUGAGGUUUGUUUGGUUUGGAUCCCCCAGCACAAAGAAACUUAAAAAGCUUCAAACCAUGAAAACCUCUACAUGUAUUAUUCACUGUGUGUAUGUAUGUUUGGACAUUGUUGUACCCCAGAAUGGUGAAUUGAUUGUUAGAAACCGUGAACAUCGCUUAGGGGAGCGUGAAGUCAAAGUGGAAAACGCGCACAGAAAAAUUGCAAUUCCUGCUGUAUUUGAACACACCUCAAACCCCGCCUCCCUCUUUCUGGGCGCCAGCUGCUCUGUGAUGUUUGACCUUGACUGGCAGGGGUUGUGUUUGAUAUUUUGGGAGUGGCAGGUUGUGCUGUGUUUACAGUAGUUUUCACAGUUCACUCAGACCGCUGGCAUCUCUUUUACCACUACACACACAAGCACUGAAUUACAAUGUCCGCACGCACUUGACGUUUAUUUAAAGGGAGGUAGAGAACAAACACUGAGUGGCCACUUCAUUAGGAGCAUCUGCCUGUUGAAGCAGUCAUCCACACCCUCCGAACACGCGGACAAGGUCAAGAUGUUUGGUUACUUCUUGUGAAAAUGUAGACGUGAUCUGAAAGACGAGGUUGGUCAUCUUUAUAUGGGAUGGUGAGGAAAACGGAAACAGCAUAGUCAGUGGCAAAAAACAAAAACAAAACAUGCUUUAUCAGCAAGAGAGGUCAGGGGAGAAUGGCCAGAAAAGUUGUUUAAAACUUAAGAGAAAGGCCACAUAGAUAAGUGCAGCACAGUGAACCAGCAGAGUGUAGAAGGGCAUUUCUGCCAUGUAACAUUCUUCUUCCUCAUCUCUUGAGUUUUAUUAGCAGUUGGUUCAUUACUGCCACCAACUGGUUUGGAGUGUGGACUAAGUGAUGUUCAGUUCUCAAACCUGUCGAAAAGCAGGCCAGCUCCAAACUGGCGCCAGCACUGUGCUGGUGGAAAAGAGAUAUUAAUGUCGCCCUCUCAGUGUACAACAGCCUUGUGACUGUCCAGGUGCAUCUUUUCAUGGCCGUCUGACAAAGCGCUCAUCAUUUCAAGAUGGAUCCAGGAACAUGACAGAAACUUGUGUUUAUUCCAGCUGCUUGCACUCGACUCAGUGGAGCACCUUUGGGAUGAGGUGGAACAGGAUAACCAUAGCACAAGCAGCUUGUGACUCACUAAAUCUGCAGGAAUUGAUCGACUUCAUUGAACCAGCGUGGAGCAAAACUUUUCAAACACGGGAGGAAAAAACAGAUGUUACCCAGGACUGAGAUGGUUUAAAUAUUUAAGUGGCCACUGAGUGUGCAUGUAUACACAUUGUUAUGAAUGUAGGGGGCAGGAAAGUCACACACAUUAAGACACUUGUCAACUGCCAGAAGUGUAACUCUGCACCUAAAGCAUGGAUCAGUAUCACAGGAGUUACACCGUCAGUCGCAGGACUUUACAGCAACGUCUUCAGAGGUCAAAAGUUGGGGUUAAACUGGCAAGCACUCUAAAUCAGGCCAGAGGGAGUGGGGGGCGGGGUUCAGAAGUGCUUGUGUGUGUGAGGUUUCAUAUUUAACUGACUAGGAAGGGGUUCAACAAUAUUCCAAUGCGUGUUCAUACUUCACUAAUCAUAUUAGAUUGAAAAAAAAGUUUCUUUUGCCAGCAUAAAGUUAACCGUCACUGUAAAUUGCAUCUAACUUGAAGGUGGAAUCUGAUUGGCUGGAAUCUACAGAGGAAAAGUCCAGAUGAGUUCGAAAAGAAACAAAAGGGCCAUUCCUCUAAAGGCACUGGGUUGUAUAUAACAAACAUUAAGAGUUUUUGUUUAUGAUUUUCUACUCUGUAACUAUAACUAAUGUUGCCUACUUGUACCUACCUGCUGCCGUGCUACAGUUUAAUCCACGACUACGUUUUAUGUUUUUAAUGUUUAUUUCGCUCCAAGCUUCUCAGUCAGACUGCUGUUUGGUUAAUUAAAAUGCCAAAACGUAGCUUUAUCAUCCAACAACAAAAACAUUAUCAACGUGUGGAAAUUGUAAUAGUGUAGGAUGCAUUGUGUAUACUUCAUGAAUUUCAAUAUAAAGAUAUCGACACAAAAGUA
Molecule: messenger RNA, 6719 nt
Organism: Lates calcarifer (barramundi perch)
Lineage: Eukaryota; Metazoa; Chordata; Actinopteri; Centropomidae
Product: rab GTPase-activating protein 1
Exons: 27
Coding region: 230-3505 (1091 amino acids)
Source: RefSeq, a predicted model, not a curated record